This is a messenger RNA of Numida meleagris (helmeted guineafowl), 9321 nucleotides long. It is a transcript of the gene EXOC6, whose product is annotated as exocyst complex component 6. The record is from RefSeq and is a predicted model, not a curated record. The coding region runs from base 26 to 2227 and encodes 733 amino acids. Gene Ontology annotation, cellular component: exocyst; membrane. Gene Ontology annotation, biological process: Golgi to plasma membrane transport; exocytosis; intracellular protein transport. NCBI's taxonomy places the organism in Eukaryota, Metazoa, Chordata, Aves, Galliformes, Numididae. The transcript has 21 exons.
GGUGCCCGGACCUGGUGCCGGCCCGAUGCGGGCGUGGGCUGCACGGCGGGCAGGGCUCCCGGCCGUUACCACGGACAUCCUUCGCCUGAGUGUGGGGUUGUGCACUGGGAGCUGGAGCGAAACCUCGUUUCGGGUGGGGGUUUGUGUAAGGUCUGUAUAUGAUGACCAACCAAAUGCACAUCAGAGGUUUAUGGAAAAACUAGAUGCCUGCAUACGUAACCAUGACAGGGAGAUAGAAAAGAUGUGCAAUUUUCACCAUCAGGGCUUUGUGGAUGCUAUCACAGAACUUCUUAAAGUUAGAGCUGAUGCAGAAAAAUUAAAGGUCCAAGUUACUGAUACCAACCGAAGGCUUCAGGAUGCUGGGAAAGAGGUGAUAGCCCAAACAGAGGAAAUCAUCCGAUGUAGAGUUCAGCAAAGGAAUAUUACAACAGUUGUGGAAAAACUGCAGUUGUGUCUUCCAGUGCUGGAAAUGUACAGCAAACUAAAAGAGCAGAUGAAAGUAAAAAGGUAUUACUCUGCUUUGAAGACAAUGGAACAGCUAGAAAAUCUGUAUCUUCCCAGAGUUAGCCAAUACCGAUUUUGCCAAAUAAUGAUAGAAAAUCUUCCAAAACUGCGGGAAGAAAUAAAAGAAAUUUCCAUGUCAGAUUUGAAGGAUUUCUUAGAGAGUAUUCGAAAGCAUUCUGACAGAAUUGGGGAAACUGCAAUGAAGCAGGCACAACAGCAGAAAACCUUUAGUACCACUCUUCAGAAGCAUAAUAAUGUAAACUACGGUCGGAAUAUGCAUUUAGGUAGAAGCAGAAUUUUGGAAUCUAAGAAUGAAAUGACAUUGAAGCGAACGUUUGAAGAAGAUGAUGAGCAUGAUGAAGAGGUUUUAACUGCUCAAGAUCUUGUGGACUUUUCUCCAGUCUAUAGAUGUUUGCACAUCUACUCAGUUUUGGGUGAUGGAGAAAUAUUUGAAAAUUACUACAGAAAGCAAAGGAGGAAACAGGCGAGACUAGUUCUGCAGCCGCAAUCAAGCAUGCAUGAAACAGUAGAAGGCUAUAGAAGAUACUUCAGUCAAAUUGUAGGUUUCUUUGUAGUAGAAGACCAUAUUUUACAUGUAACCCAAGGACUGGUAACUAGGACGUAUACUGAUGAACUCUGGAACAUGGCCCUUUCAAAGAUCAUUGCUGUUCUUAGAACACACUCAUCAUAUUGCAAUGAUCCUGACCUUGUUCUGGAACUGAAGAAUCUCAUCGUGGUAUUUGCAGAUACUUUACAGGGUUAUGGUUUUCCUGUGAAUCGACUCUUUGAUCUUUUAUUUGAGAUAAGAGACCAGUACAAUGAAACACUUCUUAAAAAGUGGUCUGGAUUAUUCAGGGAUAUUUUUGAAGCAGAUAACUACAGCCCUAUUCCUGUAGCAAAUGAAGAGGAAUACAAAAUAGUGAUAAGCAAAUUUCCUUUUCAAGAUUCCGAACUUGAUAAGCAAUCCUUUCCAAAGAAGCUCCCGAUGUCUCAGUCAGUGCCUCAGAUUUAUAUCCAGGUUAAGGAAUUCAUUUAUGCAAGCCUUAAGUUUUCAGAAUCACUUCACCGCAGCUCAACAGAAAUAGAUGACAUGCUUAGAAAAUCGACAAAUUUGCUGCUAACAAGAACUCUCAGUAUUUGUUUGCAGAACCUAAUUAAGAAACCUCAUAUAGGCUUAACAGAGCUUGUUCAAAUCAUCAUAAACACAACACAUCUGGAACUAGCCUGUAAAUACCUUGAGGAUUUUAUUUCUAACAUCACAAACAUUUCACAAGUGACUGUUCACACUGCAAGGCUUUAUGGACUUUCUACAUUUAAGGAUGCAAGGCAUGCUGCAGAAGGAGAAAUAUAUACAAAACUAAACCAAAAAAUAGAUGAAUUUAUUCAAAUUGCUGACUAUGAUUGGACAAUGUCUGAAUCAGAUGGAAGAGCCAGUGGAUACUUAAUGGACCUCAUUAACUUCUUAAGAAGCACAUUUCAAGUUUUUACUCAUUUACCUGGAAAAGUGGCCCAGACAGCUUGCAUGUCAGCCUGCCAGCAUCUUUCAACAUCCCUAAUGCAGAUGCUACUGGACACUGAAUUAAAACAAAUAAGCAUGGGAGCAAUUCAGCAAUUUAAUUUAGAUGUGAUACAGUGUGAAUUGUUUGCUAGUUCUGAGCCUGUGCCAGGAUUCCAGGGAGACACCCUGCAGUUAGCUUUCAUCGACCUCAGACAACUUCUCUGAACAAGCAGAGGAACACGUUACAUCUGUAACAUGAAGCCCAGCCUCAGGGUGCUAUGUAAUGGGAUUUGCGCUUCUCUAGUUUUCAGUGCAAUGCUGCUUAUUCAGCUAAAGAAAGGAGCUCGGGUUUCAGGCAGCAACAAAACAGGAGCUGCACCUCUCUGGAUUUCAGGUCACAGACCCUCACUUGCUGGAGAAGGAAGCAACUCUUCUUGGCCUUCCCCUUCUCCAUAAAUUGGAUCCAUACUAAAGCAAGAAAGAGAACUUUAGUCCACACGCUGAGCAGAGCAGAGACACUGCAAGGUUCAGUUUCUCAUCUAUUUGUGCCAUACUUGGGUAAUGUGCAUAUACAUACCUGUAUUCCAAAUAGCACAGCUGUGAGUAUGACUGCAUGAUAAAUGUGUAUUAUCCAGCUUGCUGAGAAUACACAAUGCGUUUUCUGAGUACUGUAGUCUUACAAAUAAAUGAAAGUUCUUCUGACAAACAUAACAAUUUGUAUGCACUUAUAUUUCCCAAUGGAAAUUCCUGCUUUUGACUUUUCCUUUUCACUGAGGCUCUGUGAAGCCCAUUGGUAAUCACAGUAGGCUCAGAUCGCAAGUUGUGUGUGUAGAUAUCUUUGAGGAAGAUCUCAAUCAGUGCUCUGUACACAGAAGGCAGCUCAUUACCGGGAUGAGAUUUAUACUUGCCAGCUGGUAAGAAUUAGGAAGCUUUGGAAACAAAUGCACAGAAAUUAGCAGUGGGGAGGGUCAACACCAAGCACAGCUUUAGAUACACUAUCUUGAUAAGGAUUUCGAGAAUCAAAGCAGGAUUGCAUGUCAGUCAUUUCCUGGCAGUAGGUAUUCCUGCCCCAUUGCUGCCAGGAGCUAAAAGCACACAUGCCAGUUAUUAGAUGUGUGUUCUUUGGGACAUUAAAUCAUUCAUCAAAUCCAUUGCAAAAUGGUCUGUAUCCAGGUCAGCUUCUGAAUGCCCCUUUUUCAUCAGAGAAGUGCAAAUAACACACUGAUACAGCACCAGGUUUUCAUUCUAGAUCUUGGCUUAUUGGCAUGAGGGGCAUACCUGAAAAACAGAUUUUAAAAACUCAGCAUACAAAUUCUACUAUUUCCCUUCAGGAGCCCUAUCAGUAGCUUACCUAACUAAAACAAUGUACAAGUGGCUGUUUAGCUACAAACUAUACUACUCCAUCUCUGGCAAAAACCAGAGAAUUUCUCCAGAGAAAAGUGCAAAAGAUUAUGCACAAAAGACUAUGUACUGAAGUCUGUAAUGCUUUAAAUGAAUGGCAUCUCCUAACUGAAGGUAAAGAAUGCUAAACGUACCUGUAACUGUGUAAGUUAUCAAAAAUAAAAAAGUUUCCUUGUUAUUCCUUUGGGCUAGUUCAUUUAAGGGACACAACUCUCUAAGUUGUCCACUUACCAAACCAUAUAUAUGCACGAGUUAGAAGAGCUGCCAAUAAAUCAUUUAGAAAAUGAUAGAAUUCAUGAAGCUUGACAUUGAGACCUGCAGAUAAUAUAUUUGCACAAGAACACAAGCCUUGCUUGAGCAAGAGGAGGUUGCUAUUGUUAGGUGAACUUACAGAUUUUAGAGCAGAGAAGGCAGAGGCUUUUCUUGAUCUCUUUGCCAUAUGCAGGUAAAACGAUUGAUUUUUCAUAGAGCAGUGCAUCAGAGUUCCAGCUUGUAAAUACUGCCAUCACAGAAAUUAAUAAAAAUUUCUCUGGAGAAGUUAAUAAAAGCAGAUAUUAAAAAAAAAAAGUCAAAAGUUCCGGUCAAGACUGUUUAGAUGGAUGUAUCUGAGCCCCUGAGUAGUACCAACUGUCAGAAUUAAUCAGCUUUCAGAAUCACCAAUACUUUCACAAGACAAGGUGUAGAAUGAGUCAAUUCAUUCAAAACAUACAGAAUUGCUAUUAUGAUGAUACUCCAUAUCUCUGGAAAACUUCCUGUUCGAGAAAGUUCAUCCCUUAGUUACAGAUGAAUUCUCUGCAAGAUUGUGAUGUAAAUGGCACUGUAGCUGUAUCCUCAGUAGCUGAAGUACGUAUACCAGUUACACCUCGUCUGUAAUACCAGAACCAAAAGGUCUCAGUUUUCUCAAAUGAAAUGUUAGAUUUCUUCAAUAACUUUUGUGCUGUGUCUCUGGGAAACUACUCAUGAAGCAGUCAAGUUUUAAUCCGUAACAUCUCCAAGGAUGUUAUGAGAGAAAGCAAAAAAAUGAGCCUUACAUGGAAAAGGUUUUCCAUUGGAAACCUUUUCCAUUCUUUUGCAGAAAUACCUACUAGUAGAAAGUUGCCAUUGGGUUCACUUUCAGAUAAUUUCUCAAUCUUUUGCUUGAAAUAGAAAAAAAUGAUCCACUUGCCUAUUACAUUUAUUAACUCCUGCUUAUCCUUUAUUUUAGUCACUGAUGUAGAUCACAUGCAGUGGAAGCUAUUUAGUGGAAUGAAGCAUUUCUCUGACAGUUUUUUCCUGGCAGCUUUGCUCCCCAGCUGAUAUUUGCCUUUAUCUUUGUCCCACAAGAAAUGCCAUAAAUGCAGACUGAAGGCUUUAUUUGUAGCAAGUUUUGAAUGCCUGACUUUCCUGAAGUUUGGGAAUACAUUAUAUCAAGCUGUUGUCUUCCUGCUGACAGCCAGUUGCUGCAGAAUCUCUGCCAUUGUGUCUGGGCCCUUCUGUGGCUCUGAGCUGAUGGAUGGAGUUCAGUGUGGGAGCCCCCAGCUCCACAGGACUUCCUCUGAAUCCUGUGGGUGGUAUGUGGUUCCUAUGACUAAUGAAUGAGCAUUGUUAAAUGAACAACACAAGAGAAGAAAAUUGUUGUUUUCCUUCAAGUUACUUGUGUUCUUAGCAUCUAUGAGCACUAGUCACCCAUCAAGGAGCCAUGGGGCUGCUAGCUGCUUCAGUGUAGUCAAUAAUUUCUGCCUCAAAAUUGCUUACAUACUCUUAGCUAAACAGGUAAUAUCCCUGAUUAUAUGUAGUAUAUAUUGGGCUACAAUAAUAACCACUUAACCCUACAGAUUUACCCUCAGUAUUUUUCAGUUGCAUCAAUCAAGAUAUUUAGAUUCCAGCCCUUCUCUAAAUUCCCUGUCAAGCACAGGCAGCAGGCAGAAUAUCCCCCGCCUUUUUUUUUCUCAUUUUGCAACAGAUUAUUCCGUAAAACGAGAAAGAUAAUCCAUCUAUUCUUUGAGAGUCACUAUAGAGACAAUUGAAAAUUCUGUAAAACCAAGAAUUUGUACAACAAGGAAUCCAGGAUACCAAGGAAUUCUCUGCUUCAGAACAAUAGUAAUGAAUGAAGGGAAUCAGGGAGGGUUUUUUCUGUUUGUUUGUUUUAUAGCACAAAAUACCUUCACAAUUCAAGGCUUCCAAACCUUUGCAUAGAUGAAUGUUCUUUUGGAAUGUAGAUUUCCAUACGUUUAGAAAUGUCUAUCUUUUCAUUUGAACUGUAGUGUCUUAGAACGAACAACUAUGUCUUCAAAAGUGCUUGUACAAUAUAAUAUACCAUACAAUAUAGUAUAAAUUUCACGUGCAAGUUGUAUUUUAAAACCUAAAUAAUAAUUAUAAAAACUCUUGGAGAGGAUUUUCCCCAAAGUAUUAUUAGUGAAAGAGCAGCACAACUGAAAGAACCCCACAGUAAUGGACUGAAGAUGGGAGAAAAAAAAAGUAAUGAAUAAGAACAGAAAUGCAAAGAAAUGGGAAAAAGGAAAGAACAAAUGUUGGAAGAUGAGGAGAUGAAAAAAAUAAAGAUAUGGCAUGAAGGACAAAAAAAAGAGAGAGAGAAAGUCAGUGCCUCUAUAAAGGCACUUUAUUGUUCUAAUCCUUUUUUCUUUCUGUGUUUAUCAUUUUCUAUGGUUUAUGCUGAGACUCAUUAAGAACAGAUUUUUUUUAAACAGCAGAAGUUUGAAGAGAUGUUUUUACCCAAAGGAAAGAAAGGACUUUCAGUGCACAGUUAAUGGUGUAUAGAGUCCAAGCAGCCAUCAGGUUGUCUUAUUCCCUGGAGAAUGCAAGCUUUCCUGGUUUCAAUGGCAUGCCUCCAGGAAUUGUUCCAGAAGGACACACAAUUAGCCCACACUCCUCCAAAGAGCCCAGUGUAACAUGAUGCAGUUAAACCAGAAGACAGUUUUCAUCUUUUGACCUUGUGUCAAACAUGUCAAUUGAGCAGCUUACCUGAGCUCUGUAAGAGCGCAUAGGCUACCAGAUACUUUCCCAUAGAGAGGAACAUGCAGUAGACACACAAAAAAAUGCUGGUUUAAAAACUGACUUAUUUUCUAAGCAACAGGAAAAGUGCCGAACCUUCACAGGUAGCAUGUGCACUCAGUGCAUUCAGAUUCUCCUUUCUUUUUGCCAGUCUAAAUUUUAAAUAAAAAAGCUUUGCUCUUGUUCAGCAUGUCUGAAGACAGUACAAGAUGCUCAUUCAUUUUAAGUACUAACAGGAUAUUGAUUCCCAUGGAAGAAUAGAUUUGGUCCUCAUUUUGAUAAUGUCAUUGAAAUACAUAUCCAAAUGAUUGAUAGUUUAGGGAAUGGUCAUGUGUUCAGUGUAGUGCCUAAGUGUUGCAUCUAUUGACAGUAAGUACGGUUUAAAAAGUGAAUUGUGAAAAGAGUAACGCUGACUAGUUCCUAGAUGGAAAUACAUAGGUAAUGGGGGAAAGCUGCCUACCUGGUAGAUUGAAAAGACACAGGUUGAAACCUCAAAUGACAGUGUAAAACAGUCUCUGUAGCUUAAUUAAAUAAAACCAAUAAUGUGAUUUAAACUUCUUUGAGUUAAAAUUACUUUAGUAAGGGUGUUAAUUACUAGAGGAUUAACACUGCUUACAUGUGAUAAUAGAUGUGGUCAGUCAAUAAAGGGUGAGAAUAAUGUUCAUUUAAGAAGCAAAAGAAUCUAGUGCAGGAUUACUCACCAGAAAGGGAUAACAUUUCAAAGUGGCAAGUAAGAUCGGGGGAAGAGUUUUUGAAAUUGCAGGAGGUAUUUGAGGCUGAAUCGUGCCAUCCCUACCCACCAAGGUUCCGUGUAUAUUGAGAUCUAUUGGAGCUAAAAUAUGAUGAGUAAUUAUUAAGAAUUACGUAUUACAUAGAUUGAAUUUUUCUCUUUUUUAUUGUAAAAAUAGUUUUUCAGAUGAAGCAUUUUAAGGAAAUACUGUCAUCUGAAAAGUGAUGAGAAAUGGCAUAUUCUAAGGAAAAAAAUCAACUUCUAGGGAGAGUAAUUUCUUGAAGGUGUGUUUCUUAGAAAAGAAAUAAUACUGGAAUAUUAACAUUGAGCAGGAAGGGUUUUUCCUAAAACAUUUGCAAACAUAGCAUCAGGAAAAGAAAGAUCUUUCACAAAUAGCCUACAAAAACAAAGUCUGCGUUAUCCGGGUUUCUUGUUACUGCUGCUUACUAGGCUUAGAGACCUUUGCUAAACCAAAUUAUCUAGACAAGAAAAACAAAACAAACAAUAAAACCAACAAAUACUGUGAUUUUAUACAGGCUGCAGCAUUUGCUAAAAUGUUUUUAGAGCCAUUUGACAGAUAUAAGUGUGGAGGUAAACUACUUGUAGUAGCUGAAGAAGAAAGUGAAGGUUGUCCGUGAAAAAAUAAAAAACUUCAGCUGUUCGGGGUUUGCUCUUAACUUGUCUGUAUUUACAUUCCUGAGCUACUGGUUGUGGAAUUCCUUGUCCAGUGGUUCCCAGGUCUAGUAUAGCUGUCCCUCAGGGAUGUAACUUCAUCUGCUAUGAAGGGUGGGUGUGCAGGCUUACCCUGAAUGCACUACUUUGGAAGAAAUAAUUAUCUGUUUACAGUAAACUCAUGAUGAGUACAUCUAUAAGUGCCUGUGCCUUACAGAUUGCAUUGGAUUUUUUUUUGUUGUUCUUUUUGAUGCAAACAACAACAAAAAAGACGCUGUUUUCUGGCAUCUGAUGUCUUGGAUUCCAGUUGUGGUUAAAACUUUUAUUUGUGCCAUUGCUAAUAAAUAUGUUUUUACACUUGCAACUACCACUGGCGUGCUAUAGACAUUCUUUAAUACUGAGGCAUAGACCCCAUGUAACAUGCAUGUUGUGAUCAUGCUCUGAAGCAGUCAUUGAAGGAGGACCAGGGGUAGAGCAAAUACAGCCUCAGUGGAACAUUACAUCAACUCUGAUGUAAAACGCUGGAACCUUUGAUGGCUGCCUAAGUGAGGAUAGCGGAGGUGACCUCUGUCAGUACCCUCUAGAGAUCUCUGAACUCUGUGGAGACCAAGUGCUGCACAGUCAAGAGAUGCUCAUAAACUGUAUAACCUGAUGUAUAUCCUCCUGUUAGGUUGAAAGCCUCAAUAUUUUCACCAGUGUAAUUUCAGUAUUUUCCUGAGAUGUUAUUUGAUCUGGUGUUUUGGUCCAUGACAAGGAAUGAGUUGAAAGCUAGGGAAAGGAAACAUUCAGUCCUACCAGUAAACAGCUAGCUCUCAGGAGCUAGACUGGCUGCUUCCUGGGUCAAUUUUGUGAGCUGUAGUUUCAUACAAAGAGCUGAAGUUGCUCAUCUUUGCAGGUCUGAUCCCAUGGAACUGUACGAUGCUUACUUGUCUUCCUGUAGACAUCCAUUUGUAUUCACAGGCUGAAGCUGUAGAAACUCCUUCCUUCAAACCUAAAAGUAAUCAGAUUCACAUUUAAACUUGGAGCUGCAAUUAUACUUGAACAGACCACUGCAGAUGUUUAGUCCUAGAGUACAGCAGCUUGACAGUAUAGAUUAGAUGUGUAUGUAUGCAAGGACAGUUUGGAGUAGUCCUAAACAGCAUUUGUCAAGUAAUGACUUUUCACAGCGUAGUAUAUGUACUGAGCUUUGGUGAAGUUAUUCACGUGGAAACUGCAGCAUUGUAAAUAUGGCAGAUGGGACAAGAGCGUUCAAUUCCAGAACGCACCAUGGAAGGUGUGUUGUAUUUAAAUUUUAUUGCCGUUGCAUGAAGUUAUGUGAUUCUAGACGAGCACUCAGCUGAAAACAAGACUGUUAUGAGUCUCAUGCCAUUGAAAAAAACUGCUUAUUGAGGAUUUAUGUUUGUUUAAACUGUGCUGUAAAAAUUCCCUCAAGUUAAUUGUGUUCCUGGUAAGUUUCAAUGUGUAAGUGUUACUUACACACCUGCAUUUAAAAAAGAAAAAAAAAAAAAAAAAGGAGAAGCAAAAU